Archocentrus centrarchus (flier cichlid) is the source of this 1173-nucleotide messenger RNA. Its product is annotated as Golgi apparatus membrane protein TVP23 homolog B. The transcript has 7 exons. NCBI's taxonomy places the organism in Eukaryota, Metazoa, Chordata, Actinopteri, Cichliformes, Cichlidae. The record is from RefSeq and is a predicted model, not a curated record. Gene Ontology annotation, cellular component: Golgi membrane. Gene Ontology annotation, biological process: vesicle-mediated transport; protein secretion. Bases 62 to 658 code for a protein of 198 amino acids.
GGUCCUUAGCACACGGUUUUGUUUACAACACGUCACCAGGAAAUAAAGCUUUCGUGUCGAAAUGCAUAGACAGGACUCCCUCGAGGCUCCUCUUUUUGGAGAAGAUGAUGAGAAUAACCAGGUAAAAAGGCCAAAAAUGAGACAUCCUCUGGCCUCCUUCUUCCAUCUGUUCUUUCGAACAAGUGCCAUCUUGGUCUAUCUCCUCUGUGACAUCCUCAGCAGCCGUUUUGUAGUCUGUAUGGUCAUCAUCAUCCUUCUGCUGUCGUGUGACUUCUGGACUGUCAAGAAUGUAUCUGGCAGAUUGUUGGUGGGCCUUCGAUGGUGGAAUCAAGUGGAUGUAGAUGGGAAGAGCCACUGGGUGUUUGAGUCAAAGAAGACAGACAGCAAAAACACAACACCCAGUGCUGAAUCACGGGUAUUUUGGCUCGGACUUAUUGUGUGCCCCAUUUUCUGGAUCCUUUUUGUGUUGAGCACCAUCUUCUCCUUUAAUAUUAAAUGGCUGGUUGUGGUAGUAAUGGGCUUGGUUUUACAAUGGGCAAACCUGUACGGUUACAUCAGGUGCAAGCUGGGUGGAAAGUCUAACCUGAGAAACAUUGCAAAGAACUAUCUUGGUGUCCAGAUUUUUAAACAGGCAAUGAAGAAACCGGAAAGACUUUGAAGUCAGCACUGGCUGUUUCUUACUGAAAAAAGUGUUCGGUCAUCUUUCAGAGUCUAUGGGUUAUUUAAAUUUCACUUAAUUUUCCUAUCAGGAUUUAAUUUAAUUUGGAUAAAGAAAUCUUUCCUUUUGGUUUGAGGGUGUGCCACUUCUGUAGCUUUUUACAGCUCGGCCCUUUCUGCAACCUCAUUAGAAAUAGUUUAUGGUGCAUUAUUGGGGGGAAAAAAUGUAUGCAAAUGACUGUUACCUACCUUUUUUAAGAAGUUUGGUAUGACAUUAUGGUAAUGUAAAGACAAAGUGCAACUUUAUAAAAUUAAAAAUAUUUUGGGAUAAGGGCAGCUUGGGUAGAAUUUUAUACCAAAGUUGGUAAUAUUUAAGGUAUGUCUAUGUUAUGGUAAAUAGAAUAAUAUAUGUUUACUGUCAUUUUUGAGUGGAAAUGUGAAUUUUACCAAUGGAGCACAUAUAUUAUUGAGGUGUUAAUUUUAUAUCUUAAUAAAGCCUUAAACAAAGCCUUUUGU